AUGCCAACUUCUAAAACUUCAAAAAGAAAAGUUGAGCCAUCGCAGCAUUGGAAAAGGAAGAAGGUACAAAAAGUUUCACCAAAAGUCGUCCAAAGCAGCAAGGAGGAUUCUUCCAUUCAAGAAAACACUGAUAAAUCCACCAACUUGCCCAUAGAAGAAACUCCCAACAAUUCUAAUAACUCUUCUGCUUCUUCCAGCACUUCGAGCUCUAACAAUACUGCCACAAGUUUUACACACUCUUCUAGCUCACAACCUCGAGAGAUCGAGGUCGAAAAACCCACUCAAGAGCCACUUUCAGUUUCGAACGUAACACCAAUCAGAACUAAAUCUCCUGACAAGAAGGAGAAGGAGCCUUCAUCGUCUUCCUCAUCAAGUGCCCUUAUUUUGUCGCAUUAUUUGCAUGAAAAAAAAGAAGUUAAUCAACCUGUCAAGAAAUUUGACUCCAAAGAUCAACAAGAAAAAGGAAACCCUUUGAAAACUCAGACCAUCGAGAAAGAACUUUCUCCUAAAAAGAUUGAUGUCGAUCUUACAAUUCCUUCUUCUCCUUCCGUGGAAAAUAUCCAAUUAAAAAAUGAGAGGAAGACACAAAACCUAUAUCCAAUGCUAAUUCGCAAAUUAAUGAGACAUCAAAUCUUGUCGAGAGAGCUAGUCCUAGUAUCAAUCCACAACAAGAAUGCAAACAAUUACUACACUUCUGGUAGUUAG
Messenger RNA from Arachis ipaensis, 705 nucleotides. Lineage: Eukaryota; Viridiplantae; Streptophyta; Magnoliopsida; Fabales; Fabaceae. The record is from RefSeq and is a predicted model, not a curated record.